AAACCGAAAGAGACCAUGGGAAAAAAAACAUGCAAGGUUCAACAGAGGAAAAGGUGGCGCCCCCCAGCUUCUUGUAGGUCCGGCUAGGUCCCUUCCUGUUUAGUUUUCCCAGGCGCGAUGGCGUUCAGGAGGUUGGCUCCGCCGCUGAGCAGGGCGGCCAGGACAUUCGAGGAAUCCGAGCACGGAGUUAAAUUUAAUUCUUCUGUUCCCAAUUCCAUACCUCUGCCUGAUGAAGUGGAUACAAGAGAAAAUGAGAUUGUUGCUCCUGAGUUCACAAAUAGGAACCCACAUAAUUUGGAAAGAUUGGCUAUAGCAAGAAAGGAUCUAGGUUGGAAAACCUCAUGGCCAAAACGGGACUAUUGGUACAGGUUACGAUUGGAAAAAACCCAAAAACAUGUGAAAGGCUACAUUGAACAUUGCAGCGGUCAUAUUGUAGUCUCUGCUUCCACUCGCGAGUGGGCUAUUAAGAAGCAUCUUUAUAAAACAACAGGUGUGGCAGCAUGUGAGAAUGUGGGGCGUGUAUUAGCACAACGUUGUCUUGAAGCUGGAAUCAACUUUGUGGAUGACAAGGUUAUAAUUCCAUGGGAAAAACGUGGCGAAGGGCUGAAACGUUUCAAGCAGGCUAUGACUGAAGGUGGUGUUGAACUGAAAGAACUUGAAAGAAUUUAUGAUAAGUAUGGUAAUAAGAAGCUUCCCAGAGAAGUACAGCCUCAGAAGCCUGCAGUUCCAUCCUUGGAGGACAGUCAAUCACAUACCGCUCUUAAUACAUAAUACCAUUAAACCUUUUUAUAUUAAAUAAAAAUCCAAUAGAUACACAACUGCUGGUGACAGUUUUUUGUUUGCUUUCUUGUUAACUAUUUUCAUAAAAUAACAGUAUAAAAUAAUAACCUGCUACAGGUGGUUCCCUAGCCAAUGUGUCUAUCUUUUUAA
Molecule: messenger RNA, 930 nt
Organism: Pseudonaja textilis
Lineage: Eukaryota; Metazoa; Chordata; Lepidosauria; Squamata; Elapidae
Gene: MRPL18
Product: mitochondrial ribosomal protein L18
Biological process (GO): translation
Cellular component (GO): ribosome; mitochondrion
Molecular function (GO): structural constituent of ribosome; 5S rRNA binding
Source: RefSeq, a predicted model, not a curated record